Molecule: messenger RNA, 4070 nt
Organism: Apus apus (common swift)
Lineage: Eukaryota; Metazoa; Chordata; Aves; Apodiformes; Apodidae
Gene: KAT14
Product: lysine acetyltransferase 14
Exons: 11
Coding region: 1-2466 (821 amino acids)
Molecular function (GO): acyltransferase activity, transferring groups other than amino-acyl groups
Source: RefSeq, a predicted model, not a curated record
AUGCAAACGCCAUCUAUGAUGGCUAAUAACGUUCACAUGAGUGGGCUGCUGAGCCGCCACGAUGAUGAGGCCACCAGGACCUCCACCUCAGAGGGCCUGGAAGAGGGCGAGGUGGAAGGGGAGACCCUCCUGAUUGUUGAGUCUGAGGACCAGGCUUCAGUGGAUUUAUCGCACGACCAGAGCGGGGACUCUCUGAACAGCGACGAAGGUGACCCGUCCUGGAUGGAGGAGAUGUCCUAUUACUGUGAGAAGUGCCAGAAGUGGAUUCCAGCAAGUCAACUGAGAGAACAGCUCAGCUACCUCAAAGGAGAUAACUUCUUCAGAUUUACUUGCUCUGAUUGCUCAGAAGAUGGGAAGGAGCAAUUUGAACGGCUGAGAUUAACAUGGCAACAAGUUGUCAUGCUGGCAAUGUACAAUUUGUCUCUGGAAGGAACAGGCCGUCAGGGGUACUUCAGGUGGAAGGAAGAUAUUUGUGCUUUUAUAGAGAAACACUGGAAUUUCUUAUUAGGGAACAGGAAAAAGACCUCAACAUGGUGGAGCACAGUUGCUGGCUGUCUCUCUGUGGGGAGCCCCUUGUUUUUCCGCUCAGGGGCACAGGAGUUCGGGGAGCCAGGAUGGUGGAAACUAGUCCAUAAUAAACCCCCAACAAUGAAACCUGAAGGAGAGAAGCUGUCUGCAUCUGCACUAAAGGCAAAAGCAGCUUCAAAGCCGCCUCUGGAUCCCAUAAUUACUGUGGAAGGACUCAGGAAGCGGGUAAGCCGCAAUCCAGUCGAAUCAGCCAUGGAGCUGAAGGAGAAGAGAUCUCGCACUCAGGAAGCCAAGGAUAUUCGGAGAGCCCAGAAGGAGGCAGCUGGCUUCCUGGACCGGAGUACUUCUUCCACUCCUGUUAAAUUCACCAGUCGAGGCCGUCGUCCCGAUAUCGUCCUUGAGAAAGGAGAGGUGAUUGACUUCUCCUCCCUGAGCUCUUCAGAUCGCACUCCUCUGACGAGCCCUUCUCCUUCCCCAUCUCUGGACUUCUCUGCUCCUGGCACUCCAGCCUCUCAUUCAGCUACUCCCAGCCUUCUCUCUGAAGCAGAUCUCAUCCCAGAUGUCAUGCCACCACAGGCUCUGUUUCAUGAUGAUGAGGAGAUGGAAGGGGAUGGAGUCAUAGAUCCAGGAAUAGAGUAUGUGCCCCCUCCCAGUGGGACAGCUGGUGCUUGCACUGUGAUAGCAAGUAGAAAAAAAGUGAAGACAGCUGAGCAGAUCAAGCAAGAGGUGGAGAGUGAAGAAGAAAAAACAGAAAGGAUGGAAGGUGACAGUGAGGAUCCUGAAGAGUCAAAUGCAUUGCUGCAGGUGAGGGGGCGAGACAAGAGGAAGCCACAGCAGGAGAAGGAUGCCAAACCCAGAGCUCCCAAGCAUACCUCUGUUAGUAUCUAUGAGGAAAAGCUGCUGCUGAAGAGACUGGAAGCCUGUCCCAAUGCCAUGAGCAUGACCCCAGAGGCCCGGAGACUGAGGCGUAAGCUGAUAGUCAGGCAGGCCAAGAGGGAAAGAGGACUGCCGCUCUUUGACUUGGACCAGGUUGUGAACGCUGCACUGCUCUUGGUUGAUGGGAUUUAUGGAGCCAAAGAAGGAGGCAUUUCCAGGUCCCCAGUAGGGCAAGCAACAUACAGAACUACUAGCCAGGACUAUAGGAUCUUGGAUAGAUACCAGACAAUGCUGCCAACCAUGAAGGGAUAUCGACAGCAGACAACCAAGUUUCUGUAUCGACUGGUAGGAUCAGAAGACCUGCUGACAGACCACAGCAUUGUCAGUCCCUACACAUCCCGUGUCCUGAAACCUUACAUCAGGCGUGAUUAUGAGACAAAGCCCCCAAAACUCAGGCUGCUGGCAGAAAUCCGGGCGUAUCCACACAGGAAUGAUGUCAGCUGGAAGGCUGAGCCAGAAGCACCCAUUGAUUACUGCUACGUUCGCCCUAACCACAUCCCCACUAUAAAUUCCAUGUGCCACGAAUUCUUCUGGCCUGGAAUUGAUUUGUCAGAAUGCCUGCAGUAUCCAGAUUUCAGCGUUGUUGUCCUUUACAAGAAAGUUAUUAUUGCCUUUGGUUUUAUGGUGCCAGAUGUGAAAUACAAUGAAGCUUACAUCUCUUUUCUGUUAGUUCACCCUGAAUGGAGAAGAGCUGGGAUUGCAACCUUCAUGAUUUACCAUCUUAUCCAGAUUUCCCACUGUCAGCAGCCUGUGAGAACAGUUAUGGUGGGAAAUCACUUUGAAGGCAUAAAGAACAACUACAAUGGACAGGUCCUCAUAAUUGGUGAGACCUGCAUGGGCAAAGACGUAACCCUUCACGUCUCUGCAAGCAACCCUGCUAUGCUGCUCUACCAAAAGUUUGGAUUUAAGACUGAAGAAUACAUUUUGGAUUUUUAUGACAAAUAUUAUCCCUUGGACAGCAAGGAAUGCAAGCACGCCUUCUUUCUCAGGCUGCGGCGCUGACCCAUCGCAGCUGUCUGAGGGUCUGUGAACAGCCCAGUCUGUCAAGGAACAACCUACCACAGCUUCAGCAGAGGACAUGGGCUGGCAGGUGAGAGCUGGAACACACCUAUGCCUUUAUCUCUCUUUAUCAUCUUUGAGUGUCAACAGUGCUAUGUUGUGUGGUGAAACUGCAAUUGAAGAGGAUUGAUUCCUAUAUUCCAAGGGGAAAGGCCUGGAGAUGCCAACUGGGACAUGCUGAAACCACUGGAAAAGUGAAAUUCUCUGUGGGGAAUUUUCCUGCCACUGUUACUUUGUAGAGCCUCAUUGACAAACAAAAAAAACUGGGAACAAAAAAAUACUUGUCACUUCAAAGGGGCCCCAUGGAUUUAAAAUUUUGAAACCUGUCCAAAAAUGACAGGGUUUUUUUUCUGUUUUUUUGUUCAUGGGAAAUUAACAUUUAAACUUAAGUCAUCCACAGUGUUUCUGUGAUUUGAUUGCUUUGUUGGGAACCACAUCUUCAAUCUGUGAAGGGAAAUAAGAUGCAUCUAGCUGGAUGCUAACGUUAGGAAACUCUACACGUGCCAGAGCAGCAAUACUGGAACCAUGUUGUAGGAAUAAUGAACAGCAUGUGAACUCAUGUGAUCCCAAAUGCAAGGCUCAAAGGACAUGUCUGUCUUCUGCUCCUUCCCUGCUUCCUUCCAUUCUCUCGUUGACCCUGUGCUCAAUGCGAAGUUCUUGUAGUGUGCAGUGUUUUGUGUUCAGGAACAAGAUGUCAAGCAGGUUUGUAGCUAGGCAAGGUAGGACACAACGCCUGCCAAAUCAGCUCUUUGAAAUCUUACAACCUAUCUGCCAGUUGGUGAUGCUGCAGAUCAGCCCUCUGGGCACACCGCUAAACCGCAGAGCCAGCCUUGCAGGCUCCAGCAUCCCCCUCCUCCUGCUACAGACACUGGCUAGAAGAAACCCAGAACAAAAGUCAGUGGUGACAUUUGAAACUCAGGCUCAGGUUUGUAGAAGCAAUCUGUUCACAGCUUGGAGGAAAGGGUGAUUUAAUGGCUCUAAGUGUAAGUAAAAAGCAAAAAAUAAAUUGAAAUAACCAAGAAUUAAAAAAAUGCAAAUCCCAAACAUGUUUCUCUGGUAGCUUCUCUCUCUUCCUGACUUCUAUUACAGAUGAACAGUAAACUGGCAGCUUGCUCUGCUGCCUGACCGAAGGUCACUCUGUGCAUUUAAAAUAUCCUCUGUACUGUUCUUUUCACAUCAAGCCUCACAGAGAGUUACCCAACAAAUGUGACUGCUUUGUUCUUAAUCCACUGCAUAUACCUGUUGGGUAUGUGGCUGUAGUAGUAGUUGCCUUAAUGCAGGCUUCAUUUUGGUAAAGCAGAGAGAUGGACACAAAGUAUGUUUUUUGUGUAGCCACUGUAUGUGGUCACCAAAACAAAACCAGUGUUAGUGGGAGGGAAGAACAACCCAUCCAAGCAUCAUGUGCCCUAACGUCCAUACACAUUUCUGCCUGCUCUGUGACUGUGUGAAAGUUUUCAGUGUUGCUGAUGUUAUGAAUUAGCUGUACUUGAGAAGAAAAAAAUACCUGUCUUCAUGAAUGGAAUUAAAGCCCUUCUCUUGGAAAAGCC